Molecule: messenger RNA, 2737 nt
Organism: Xenopus laevis (African clawed frog)
Lineage: Eukaryota; Metazoa; Chordata; Amphibia; Anura; Pipidae
Gene: pnliprp2.L
Product: pancreatic lipase-related protein 2 L homeolog
Biological process (GO): lipid catabolic process; lipid metabolic process
Cellular component (GO): extracellular region
Molecular function (GO): triacylglycerol lipase activity; carboxylic ester hydrolase activity; lipoprotein lipase activity
Source: RefSeq, marked provisional
GCAGCAGUGACAUUGCAGAGCUCACAGGGCAGGAUGAGAAUGCUGAGUGCCGACAUUCCUCUGUGUCAACUGCUGAUACUCAUUAUCUUGCAUGGAAUUUUUGGAACUGUAAAGGGCAAGGAGAUCUGUUAUGAGCCAUUCGGGUGCUUCUCAGACAAACAGCCCUGGUCUAGAACUAAAGAGAGACCCUUUGCUGCCCUGCCCUGGACCCCAGAGUCAAUAAAUACUCGAUUCUUCCUAAACACCCGGUGGAACCCAAAUCAACAUCAGAUUAUCUCUGCUCAGAACAUCACCAGCAUCGAAGCCUCAGCCUUUCAGACCAACCAGACCACAUGCUUUAUUUUACAUGGGAUGGGAGAAAGGGCCGAGAAUAACUGGGUGUCACAAAUGUGCAAGGCAAUCUUACAAGUUGAAGAUGUCAACUGCAUUGGGGUAGACUGGCGUAACGGUUCAGGGAAUAUACAGAUGUACGUACAGGCUGCGAAUAAUAUUCGUGUGGUCGGAGCUGAGAUCGCCCUUCUCUUACAGGUUCUGCAGAAGGAGCUUGGGUACCCCGCUUCCAAAGUGCAUGUAAUUGGGCACAGCCUUGGGGCACACGCAGCGGGGGAGGCCGGCAGGAGGCAUGAAGGAAUUUGGAGAAUCACCGGCUUAGAUCCUGCAAGACAGUUCUUUGAAGAUACUCCUCCAGAGGUCAGGCUUGACCCAUCAGACGCAACUUUUGUUGACGUGAUACACACGGACAUCAGCUCCCCUCUAGGAGCCGGUAUUGCAAAGCCGAUUGGUCACCUGGAUUUUUACCCCAAUGGAGGAAAGCAAAUGACUGGCUGUCCUGCUAAGUUAAGUUUCCUCGGGAACUUUAAUGCCUUGUUUGAUACCAUGACGUGCAGUCACUUCCGUGCUUUCCAGUAUUACACCGAGAGUCUCCGGAGUCCAGGGGGUUUCCUUGGAUAUCCGUGUGAGAGUUACGAUUCCUUCCUCUCGGGCUCCUGUUUCCCAUGUCCUGAGGGCAGAUGUAGUCUCAUGGGACACUUUUCCGGUUUGCCUUCAGCACUCACAGCCACACCGCAAACAUUUUAUUUGAACACCGGUGGAAAUAUCUCCCACUUCUCCAAUUGGAGAUAUAAAGUUUCUGUCACAUUAGGUGGAACAAAAACAUUCAAGGGAAAGUUCUAUGUAAUUCUGUCAGCUACAGGAGGAGACACUCAACAGUAUGAAGUUGUAAGCAAAAGCCUCAUCCCUGGAAACAACUUUUCUGGCUUUAUUGAUGUGGGAUUUGAAUUGGGACCAUUGGACGAUGUGACUUGCAAGUGGGAACCGGCCUUCCUUAAUAUAUUUCAUGACCAGUUUGGGGCCCAGAGACUAGAGAUACAGAGUGGAAAGGAUGGGAAAGUCUCUACAUUCUGUGGCAAAGGAACCGUGAGUGAAAAUGUUCUACAGAAGCUUAUACCCUGCUGAGAUACCUACAGCCAUGCAGUCAUUUCCUUCUUCUUAUUGACGCCAUAGCUUCUACACUGGAAUCCCUUGCUGAGAUACCUACAGCCGUGCCACAAUACUUUGCUUCUCAGUGACCCUAUAACCUUAAUCAAUAUAUAACCAAUUCCUGAUCAUGCACUGACCAGUAACCUGUCAAUUUGAUCAAUGGCUGCCUAAUCGUUAGACUAUUUCAUUCAUUAUUUUAGUUUUGUGUUAAAGGUUGGUUGAUGUAUUGGUUGGCCAAAAACCUGUUGCAGAUCUGGUGGAUUUGGACCAAGAAAUGUAUCUCAACACAUGGUUCUAGUUGGUCAUUGACUAGACAAACCACAAGGCCCAACCCCAGUGGUGACGUUACUGUCCAUACACAGGCCAUGCUAAAGUCAAAAAAAUCCUAUUCCACUCAUCACUACUUGGUGGGAUUUAAAUAUUCCAGUAUCACUCACAUAUAUUCUAGACCCUCAUUAAUCUUAGAUUUAUUGUUCUUUAUACACCACUGUCUAACCACAGUAAUGGACGUCCUACUAGGAUGCUCAUCUGUCGUGCAGGAUUAUUUCACUUGAGCUUUAUGGACAGUCUUCAACCCAAAUUAAGGGGAUAAUGGUAACAUACACAAAUUAACGAACCUGUGGUGGAACAGGAUCUUUGGAAAAUUUUGUGGAAUACUGUACAACAUGGCUUCUACAACUUUUCAGGUUUUUUGAGUACUGCUGAGGUUUAAGGUCAGGGUUGCAAAGCUAUUCUUUAACACUGUAGCACUCCGACCCCACCCAGUACUAAUACUAGCCAUUGUGUAGGACUGGCAGAGUUCUAGAUGACAUGACUGGUUGUCUGUCUUUAUAGACCAAAAUACUAAAUUGAGUUAUCUUUGCUUAAUGUUUAUGACCUUAAGAUGUACUUGAGGUUCAAUAUGAAGAAUCCUUCCUUUCUGAUGCUUUCCUUUGUAAUUCUCGUUCUUUAUUGCCUCUUGAGCCAUUAGCAGAGCAUUCCCACAGAAAUAGAAAAUCUCAUAAACGAGUGAUUAAAAAUCUAAACUGGUUGGUCGCAAAUAAAUUUUGGAACUGUUCUUCAGGCAUCUGAGGUAUGUGAAGGACGAAGUAGCAGAGAUUCUAGGAAACAGGGUUCUUCUCUGAAAGAAAAGCAAUUUAAAAGGUCAAGGUACAAAGGAAUUCAAAAGAAACUGAUGUGAAAAUAUGUUGUAUUGAUUCACUGGUUUAUUCACCUGGUCCAUGAGUUCCUGCAAAAUAAACAAUUUAUAUAGAAACUA